AUGGGUUUACGCGGAAUGGUGGAGUACCUCGACAUGGAAAUAAUGAUUCAAGUGUGGCUACACAACUGCUUUGAGCAUCACCAGUCGCCUGAAGGGUACGCGAUAUAUUUCAUGCCUUCUUUCUGCUCCCAUUCGUGCCUGCCGAACGCCCUCUGGUGUACAGACAACGACUCCAACUUCCGUUUCUUUCCUCGAGCCACCAUAAGAGCGGGAGAUGAAGUGACGCUGACGUACUUGUCAGAAGACGACAUAAGAGCGGGAGAUGAAGUGACGCUGACGUACUUGUCAGAAGACGAUAUGCUGCGUAACACCUCACACCGGCGACAGCUGCUUGAAGGCGCAAAGGACUUCAAGUGUAUGUGCGAGAGCGCGGAUGAGACGGGGGACGAGGAGGAGUUUGGAGGUGCUCUGCUGAGAGCGCCGACGACAUCUGCACCAGUUACUGAGGAGCAGCGGCAGAGACAGGGCAGCAACAGCGCGUCGCACUCACCUAUUCCAGAGGAAAGAUCCCCCGACACUUGGAGGCAGCCGUUGGGGCCGCAGUCGCUGUACCCAGAGACGGCGCGGGGUUCAGCCGACUGGUCUGGGGGCAAAGAAACCCCAGCAGAGGCCGCCACCAACUUGAGCCUCCAUACAAUUUGGGCACGGCUGUUGGCAGAGCUGAAGAACGAUACAGCAGUGCAGGAGCACGAGACAGACGCUGCAUCUGUAGCUGAUGCUGGAGCAGCUGCAACCCCGGGGACUUCACCGUUUUUCAGCAAAACGAGCGGAAUAGUAUCGACCCAGGUUGCAGCGCAGGUGCUGCAGGGCGCCAGGAAUGGCUGCUGCUGCAGCUGUCGCAGGCGGUGGAGAGACAGUGAACGGCUGCGAGCCCUGGCUGUGGAAAGAAUCCUUGAGGACGUCUUCAACAGUUUAGAUAAUCCUGAAUCUGAAAUUCGUGAUGGUGCAGAUAAGUCCCCCGCAAACAGCCUCUCGGGUGUUUCUGGGGGCUCAGACAGAGACAGUUGUACUGCUAGCAGCAACAGCAAUGACUCAGAUGCCCGAGCCCACGAGUUGCUGCAACGGCUCGAACCAGAUGAGCUGCUGCACAUUGUAAAGAAGAAAUGGAAUUUGCUGGAGAAAAACGAGAGACGCGUCGUUGACGCCAUCAUAAAGCUUACAUUCAACAAGCACUGUGUGCUCACGCCCUCUACCUAUUGUUUCAUAGUGACGUGGGUGGUUUGA
This is a messenger RNA of Eimeria mitis, 1224 nucleotides long. RefSeq lists its product as uncharacterized. The transcript is spliced from 8 exons. NCBI's taxonomy places the organism in Eukaryota, Apicomplexa, Conoidasida, Eucoccidiorida, Eimeriidae. The record is from RefSeq and is a predicted model, not a curated record. Gene Ontology annotation, molecular function: protein binding. Bases 1 to 1224 code for a protein of 407 amino acids.